Messenger RNA from Gopherus evgoodei (Goodes thornscrub tortoise), 969 nucleotides. RefSeq names its product olfactory receptor 6N1-like. The record is from RefSeq and is a predicted model, not a curated record. Gene Ontology annotation, cellular component: membrane. Gene Ontology annotation, biological process: G protein-coupled receptor signaling pathway. Bases 1 to 969 code for a protein of 322 amino acids. The transcript has a single exon. Gene Ontology annotation, molecular function: olfactory receptor activity; G protein-coupled receptor activity. NCBI's taxonomy places the organism in Eukaryota, Metazoa, Chordata, Testudines, Testudinidae.
AUGCAGCUCAUGGAGAAAGGAGAUGCGGAAAAUCAAACAGAUUUCACAGAAUUCAUCCUCCUGGGGUUUGGAGAUCUCCCAGAACUGCAGAUCCUUCUCUUCCUGGUUUUCCUAGUGAUCUACAUUGUAACCAUGGCCGGGAACAUCCUCAUCAUUGCUCUAGUUGUGGCUGAUCAGCACCUUCACACCCCCAUGUACUUCUUCCUGGGGAACUUGUCCUGCCUGGAGACCUGCUACACUUCUGCCCUCCUGCCCAGGAUGCUGGCCAGUCUCCUGACUGGAGACAGAACCAUUUCUGUGGGGGGCUGCAUGACACAGUUUUUUUUCUUUUGUUUUCUAGCAACUACGGAAUGUUAUCUCCUGGCAGCGAUGUCUUAUGACCGGUAUUUAGCCAUAUGCAAACCACUGCACUAUGGAACAUGUAUGAAUGGCAAGUUGUGCCUCCAAAUAGCAGCUGGGUGUUGGAUAAGUGGAUUUCUACCUUGUAUAAUAAUGAUGUGUGUUAUGUCACAAUUAAUUUUCUGUGGCCCCAAUGAAAUGGACCAUUUCUUUUGUGAUCUCACACCAAUUUUAAUGCUCUCCUGCAGCGACACCAACCAGAUGAUGCUGGUUUUUUAUAUAUUUUUCUUCCCAGAUGCAAUUUCCCCAUUUCUAUUAACCUUGACAUCCUAUGUCUGUAUUGUUAGCACCAUCCUGAGAAUUCCUUCCACCACUGGGAGGCAAAAGGCCUUUUCCACUUGCUCCUCUCACCUCAUUGUGGUAACACUUUUCUAUGGGACCAUAAUGAUUGUCUAUAUGCUACCGAAAUCCAGCAACCUGAAAGCCCUGAACAAAGUGUUCUCUGUCUGCUACACAGUCCUGACUCCCCUGGCCAAUCCCCUCAUCUACAGCCUGAGAAACAGAGAGGUCAAGGAGGCCCUGAGAAAAGCUGUCAGAAAAUGUCUGGCUCUCCCAAAGAAUUUAGAAUAG